This is a messenger RNA of Sphenostylis stenocarpa, 651 nucleotides long. Lineage: Eukaryota; Viridiplantae; Streptophyta; Magnoliopsida; Fabales; Fabaceae. The record is from the annotation of a GenBank genome assembly.
AUGCCAUUUUCAAGCUGGAUUUCUGUUAAGAAUUCAAAGACCAUGCCUCUCCAGAUUAUCCAUCCUGGUGGUCAUGUUGAACUCCAUGACAGACCAGUGACUGCAGCUGAGAUUAUGCGCCGCUAUCCAAGGUCUUGUGUUACAUAUCCACAUGUGUUCCAACAACCAUGGGCAAUUGUGGAACCAAAUGAAGAGCUUGUGCUGGGAGAAAAGUACUAUGUAGUACCAAUGAGCGGAAUAAGAAAGCUUCAAGGUCUUUCUCCAAGGAGCUCUCCUUCUGCUCACAAAAUUACAACCAAUUCUUCAGUUGAUAAGAUUAGAAACACACAAUCCAGCAAAGAAAGGGAGGAGGAUGGUAUGUUUUCCACUUGUUGUGUCUUCAAGAAUAAAAGUAUUGCCAAAAAACCAAAUAACUACAAGCAACAUUCCAUAAAUAAUUGUUUUUCGAGCCUGUUUAAAGGAGGCAUGACUAAAGCAACUGUUGGUGUUGUGACAAAAGAAAUAAGAACAUCAUCAAACAGAGCUCACCCUACAUUAGCUAGGAAGGGGACACAAGAUUUGACAGGGAAAGGUUCAAGAAGCUCUCCUAAGAAAGUAUGGUCUUCUUCUGACAAUUGGCAACCUAGUCUAGAGAGUAUCACUGAAGAAUAA